Messenger RNA from Papaver somniferum (opium poppy), 3714 nucleotides. RefSeq names its product isoleucine--tRNA ligase, chloroplastic/mitochondrial-like. NCBI's taxonomy places the organism in Eukaryota, Viridiplantae, Streptophyta, Magnoliopsida, Ranunculales, Papaveraceae. Gene Ontology annotation, biological process: isoleucyl-tRNA aminoacylation. Gene Ontology annotation, molecular function: aminoacyl-tRNA deacylase activity; tRNA binding; isoleucine-tRNA ligase activity. Gene Ontology annotation, cellular component: cytosol. The record is from RefSeq and is a predicted model, not a curated record. The coding region runs from base 222 to 3440 and encodes 1072 amino acids. The transcript is spliced from 22 exons.
UAGUUAUAGGUUGAAGAAAACGGAGAGAAACGUUAUCCAUCAAAGAGGGAGGGAGAGAGAGAGAGAGGGGUUUCAGAUUUAAUUGAUUUCCCUCCUAAAAACUGGAAAUAAAAAUGGAGGACUUCUUUAACAAGUAAAUAAAUUCCCCUUUCCUGACUUGUUUCUUUUCAUUCUCAGUCAUCAUCAUCAUCAUCAUCAUCAGUUCAUAAGAAAAUACAAAAAUGGCGAUGCAAACCUCUUCUUGUCGGGUUUGGUCACAGAGGACACCUUCAGCUAUCAAGAAAACUAGUGCGGGUGGCCUUUUUAACUUGGGUAGCCACUCUUCGAGUAACAUCUUUCCAUUCUUUACUUUAAAUCGUUAUUCUUCCAAUUCAUCGGAGGAGUUUGAUUCUGUUUCAAAGAGGAGGUCUCGAGGUCCUGUCAUGGCAGCAAAGAAAGCUGCACAAGGUUUAAAGCAAGAAGAUGGAAAGUACAAGCAUACAGUUGAUCUGCCAAAGACAACAUUUGGGAUGAGAGCAAACUCUGUAGUAAGAGAGCCCGAGAUUCAGAAACUAUGGGAUGAGAAUCAGGUGUUCAAGAAAGUAGCUGAAAGGAAUAACGGGGAAACCUUCAUUCUUCAUGAUGGUCCCCCGUAUGCGAAUGGUGACCUACAUGUGGGGCACGCUUUAAAUAAAAUCCUGAAGGAUAUUAUUAAUCGUUACAAGCUGCUUCAAAAUCAUAAAGUUCAAUAUGUGCCUGGUUGGGAUUGUCAUGGCUUACCAAUCGAGUUGAAAGUUCUGCAGUCUAUGGAUCAAGAUGCCAGAAAGGAUCUGACACCAAUAAAACUGAGAGCUAAAGCAGCUAAAUUUGCAAAGGCAACUGUUAAUACUCAGAUGAAAUCAUUUAAGCGCUAUGGGGUAUGGGCCGAUUGGGAGCAUCCAUAUUUGACGCUCCAUCCAGAAUAUGAAGCAGCACAGGUUGAAGUGUUUGGUCAGAUGUACAUGAAAAAACAUAUAUAUAGAGGGAGAAAGCCCGUCCAUUGGAGUCCAUCAUCUCGUACUGCUCUUGCAGAGGCUGAGUUGGAGUAUCCCGAGGGGCACGUUUCCAAGAGCAUAUAUGCCAUUUUUAAAUUAGUUACUUCGAAUGGCUUAUUAGAUGAGUUUUCAGAUCUGUGCCUAGCCAUAUGGACCACAACUCCUUGGACAGUCCCGGCAAAUGCUGCUGUUGCAGUGAAUGCUAAGCUUCAAUAUUCGGUGGUCGAAGUACACCGUAUCUUAGAAAGUGGAGAUGCAUCCACUGGUAAAGGGAAAAAAUAUUUGGGCAAUGUUUUUAUAAGCAAGCAGAGGAAUCCUUCCCUUGUGGUGGCUACCGAUCUUGUGCCAGCUCUAGAAGCAAAAUGGGGCGUGAAGCUCACAAUAAAGAGAACACUUUUGGGUUUGGAUCUUGAAAAUUGCAGGUAUAUGCAUCCAAUAGAUAACAGGGAAUGCCCUGUUGUUAUAGGAGGAGACUAUAUUACGACUGAAUCAGGAACUGGACUAGUUCAUACGGCCCCUGGUCAUGGUCAAGAGGAUUACAUGACUGGCCUUAAGUACAAAUUGCCUGUAAUUGCCCCUGUAGAUGAUGAGGGAAAGUUCACUGAAGAGGCUGGAAGUUUUAGUGGUUUAAGUGUACUUGGUGAUGGUAAUGUUGCUGUUGUGACAUACUUGGACGAACAAUUAUCACUUAUAAUGGAAGAACCAUAUAAACAUAAAUAUCCAUAUGACUGGAGAACAAAGAAGCCGACCAUUUUUAGGGCAACUGAGCAGUGGUUUGCUUCAGUUGAAGGGUUCCGCGAAGCUGCAAUGGAUGCGAUUAGUAAGGUUAAGUGGAUUCCUGAAAAGGCAGAAAACAGAAUUUCUACCAUGACUUCGAACCGCUCAGAUUGGUGCAUAUCCAGACAAAGAACUUGGGGUGUCCCAAUUCCAGUUUUCUAUCAUGCAGUGUCAAAGGAGCCAUUGAUGAAUGAAGAGACUAUUGAUCACAUCAAGUCUAUUAUAUCUCAGAAGGGAAGUGAUGCAUGGUGGUAUAUGACGGUUGAGGAACUACUUCCUGAGAAAUAUCGCAAUAAAGCCCCAGAGUAUCAAAAGGGAACUGAUACCAUGGAUGUUUGGUUUGACUCAGGCUCUUCUUGGGCUGCUGUUUUGGGAAAAAGAGAUGAACUUAGUUACCCAGCAGAUCUGUAUCUCGAGGGUUCAGAUCAGCAUCGUGGAUGGUUUCAGAGUUCUUUGUUGACGAGUAUUGCCACUAAAGGAAAGGCCCCGUAUAGGCGUGUUAUAACACAUGGAUUUGUACUAGAUGAAAAGGGUCUGAAAAUGAGCAAGUCAUUGGGUAAUGUUGUAGAUCCUAAUAUUGUGAUUGAAGGAGGGAAAAACACUAAGGAUCAACCAAGUUACGGAGCUGAUGUUUUGCGGCUUUGGGUGUCUAGUGUCGAUUAUACAACCGAUGUUCUGAUUGGGCCUCAAAUACUCCGUCAGAUGUCUGACAUAUACCGAAAGCUGAGAGGAACUUUGCGAUAUCUUUUGGCAAAUUUGCAUGACUGGAAGCCUGAGAAUGCCACUCCAUACAGUGAUCUUCCCAAGAUCGACCAAUACGCACUUUUCCAACUUGAAGAUACCGUGAGAAACAUCAAAGAUAGCUAUGACAAUUACCAGUUCUCUAAGAUAUACCAGACUAUUCAAAACUUCGCCAUUAUAGAUCUAUCAAGCUUCUAUUUUGAUGUUGCUAAAGAUCGGCUUUACGUGGGGGGUAAGGAAAGUUUUACAAGGAGAAGUUGUCAAACAGUUCUUGCAGCACAUCUUAUCUCGAUCAGUAAAGUAAUUGCUCCAAUCUUGCCUCAUUUAGCUGAGGAUGCAUGGCAGAACCUUCCUUUUGAGCAUUCAAAUGAAGAUGGUUCUGUCAGCAAAUUUGUUUUUGAAUCGAAGUGGCCCAAGUUGAAUGAGCGAUGGCUUGCAAUGCCGGCUGAAGAUGUUGAAUUUUGGAGUAAAAUGCUUAAGCUGAGAACUGAGGUGAAUAAAGUUCUAGAGACUGCUCGUACUGGGAAGUUAAUCGGUUCCAGUUUGGAUGCGAAGAUCUAUCUCUAUGUUGCUGAUGCUGGCUUCAACUCCAGAUUGCACAGAAUGAGUGAGGCCCUAAACGAGGCUGAUACACUGCAUCGCAUAUUCAUAACAUCUCAGGUUGUGAUUGUUUCUUCCUUGGACAAUGAAAGACAAACUGAUGAAAUACCUUGUACCGGAGAAUAUCUCAUAGAAGGAGGAGGCGAAGUUUGGAUCGGCGCAACUCGAGCAGAGGGUUCAAAGUGUGAGAGAUGCUGGAACUACUCCCCUAAAAUUGGAUCUUUUGUUGAACACCCAACUUUAUGCCCUCGCUGCUAUGAUGUUGUUGGCGCCCAACCUCUCCCUGCCGUUGCUGCAGCUGUAAGCUGAUGGUACAAGUAGUAAGCCCUAAACCGUUUUUUUUUCAUUCUUUUUUUGUUGUUCAAUUAGUUACGAUGUUAUCAUUGCUGCUCAUGAAUGGCUAGAGUUCAUUCCAUACCUCCCAGUAAAUAUCUAGAUAAAGUUUAUUGAAUGUACGUCCUAUUUGUCUGAUCACUUCAAAGGAAAAAUGUAUUCCAUUGACAAAGAUGAACAUUACCCAUUGAAGUUGCAGGUCUACAUUUAUUACGAGCGUUAUAUUAUUUCUCCUGUCAAAUUUCUAUUA